This is a messenger RNA of Solea senegalensis (Senegalese sole), 4655 nucleotides long. Its product is annotated as apoptosis-stimulating of p53 protein 2-like. Bases 191 to 3622 code for a protein of 1143 amino acids. The transcript is spliced from 21 exons. Gene Ontology annotation, molecular function: p53 binding. Gene Ontology annotation, biological process: signal transduction; regulation of apoptotic process. Lineage: Eukaryota; Metazoa; Chordata; Actinopteri; Pleuronectiformes; Soleidae. Gene Ontology annotation, cellular component: nucleus. The record is from RefSeq and is a predicted model, not a curated record.
CGAGACGUCACUCUGGGAUCGGCUGUGCCUGUGCAUCGCCGAGCUUCACUGUCAGUCAGCGGGGGUUUCGGGCUGAUUACCGUCGCUUCCUCGGGACGCGAGAAAGUAGCCUUCCCUGGGAUUAAAGAGGUCGCCAGUCCCACGGCUUUCGUCGAAACUACCAGCGGAUUCAUGCUGUGUUGUUAGCUAAAUGCGGUACGAAGCUAAAAUGAUGCCGAUGUUCCUUACAGUAUACCUUAGUAACAAUGACCAGCAUUUUACUGAGGUUCCCGUUACCCCGGAUACGCUGUGCCGGGAUGUGGUGGACUUGUGCAAGGAGCCAGGAGAGAUGGACUGCCACCUGUCUGAGAUGUGGCGUGGAUCUGAACGUGCUGUGGGCGAUGGGGAGCGGAUGCUUGAUGUGCUCCAAAGAUGGGGUCAGCACAGGGCAGAGGUUCGCUUCUUUCUGCGUCACAACCGAGCCCCUAGCAGGGAGUCAGUUGGAUCAAGAGGCUCGGAGCCAAAAAGGAAUGGAAUGAAGGGUCCCCAAGACAGGAGGAUGGAGAAUGGCGUGGCGACACCUCGGAUGGACAUGACGCUGGCGGAGCUUCAAGAGAUGGCAGCCAGACAGCAGCAGCAGAUUGAGGCUCAACAACAGCUCCUCGCUUCCAAGGAGCAGCGACUGCGCUACUUGAAGCAGCAGGAACAGCGUCAGCAGCAGCAGGCGUCUGAGCAGGAGAAGUUGCAGCGCCUCCGAGAGAACAUCGAGAACCAGGAAGCUCGGCUCAAGAAGGUCCGGGCUAUCAAGGGCCAGGUGGAGCAGAAACGCCUCAGCAAUGGCAAACUGGUGGAGGAGAUAGAGCAGAUGAACAAUCUGUUCCAGCAGAAGCAGAGAGAACUAGUAAUGGCUGCGUCCAAGGUCGAGGAGCUCAGUCGACAGCUAGAGAUACUCAAAAGUGGAAAGAUGGAAAACUUCCAUGACAACCAGAGCUCUGUGGCCGAACUUGACCGCCUCUACAAGGAGCUACAAUUGAGGAACAAGCUCAACCAGGAUCAGAACUCCAAGCUGCAGCACCAGAGAGAGAAUCUGAACAAGCGAAACCUGGAGGUGGCUGCCAUGGACAAACGGAUCAGCGAGCUCCGGGAUCGCCUGUCAAAGAAGAAGGCAGCGCUCCAGCAAAAAGAAAACUUGCCUCCACAGAUGCCCCGGCAUUCAGAGCGCAUCCAUGUCAACAAUGGCUAUCCUGUUAAAGAGAGGGCUUCAAAAGAAACUCAUCCUCAGCAGCCCUCUGAUGGCCAAGCUGGACAGCAGACAGGACCAUCUCGUGUGGCAGCGGUCGGCCCGUACAUACAGUCGUCUACCAUGCCCCGAGGCCCAGUGAGACAUGAGCUGCUCGUAAAACCAGCCUACCCUGACGGCACUGCCACCCUACCGACCCACGACCCACACAGCAAGGCCAGCGCAGGUAUUCAGCCAUCCAGACUGGCAGACUGGGGUUCUUCAGGUCCAGACACCAAUGCCAAUGGUCAUGGAUCUUCUUCCACACUGCCACGAAUGAACUCUCACUCCAGCUCUAACCUAGAACAAGAUGAGACGGAACUGAGGAAGGACAGGAAGGUACGUCCAUUUUCCAUGUUCGAGCCAACAGAGAUUCCCACUACCUCUCUCCGCAAAAACCAGAGCAGCGAUGACCUGGUCCGGGACGCUCAGUCUGUUCCCAAGGCUCCAGUCAAGGUUCCUCCUCCAGUCCCCACCAAACCCAAAGGCCCUGGUGUUGUGCCUUAUGGCAAACCAGGCCUCAACACAGGCACUUUCCCUAAAGCCAAGCCCCACAGCCCGCAGCCCCAGACUGUCCAGAACCGCGCUAUGACACCCAUACAGAGCCAGACACUCCCCCUACCAGCCAAGCAGGACACUCCACCUGCAGCCACAGUGAGGCCAUUCACUCCAGAGCUGCCUUCCUCCAAAGAUGCCAGCCUGAGUAAGCCCCAAACCUUAGCGGCCAGCUCCAUAUACUCCAUGUACACACAGCAAUCUGGCUCAGGAAAGCCCUUCCCCGCUGCUUUGCAAGGUGCUGUCAACAGGACCCAGAACCGCUCCAACGGAUUUGUCAGUGUGUAUGGUAAACCAGUGAUCAGUGGAGGGUCCCCGCAUCCAGAGAACCCUUACAUGGACCGUCGCUCCCCUGCCCUAGAAUCUGAGGUUGACCACACAGGAGCCAUCAGUGUGGGUCCCAGCUCGUCUGAUGGCCCCCAACCAGAGACGGAGCGCAUCCCCCGGCCCCUCAGCCCCACCAAGCUGCUUCCCUUCAUUUCCAACCCCUACAGACAUCAGAGUGAGAGCGACCUGGAAGCCCUGAGAAAGAAACUCUACAACGCCCCGAGGCCCCUGAAGAAACGCAGCUCCAUCACUGAACCAGAGGGUCCCGCAGGGCCCAAUAUCCAGAAACUCCUCUAUCAGAAGACCACACUGGCGGCAAUGGAGACCACUGUGACCACACCGACCACUCCGACCUUUGCUGGUGAAGUGGAGAGGACAGCAGAGGGAUCUGCGGGGCUACAUGUUCAGAGUGGCGCAGAGAACCAGCCAUCAGAGAUGGGACAGACUCUGGAGGGAGGACAGCCCCCGCCUCACGUCCCAGAGGCUAAUGUCUCUGUCCCUGUCCCAACUGAACACGCCAAAACGCCUCCAGCCAUCCCAGAGACUGAGGACAUUAUACCCCCUCCUCCCCCGUCCCACCCUGCUCCCAGGCCAGAUGACGCUAUAUUCCCACCACCACCCCCUGCUGGCUUGGAGGAAACAAUGCCCAACUUGCCCCCUCCGCCUCCUGAAGGCUUCCUGGAAGAGUUCCCUCCCUACCCACCACCUCCAUACCCCAGUGGAGCGGAGCAGGAGAGUUUUGGGGAGGACACGUUUUACAUGAAGGCACCGGAGGUCACGGGUCAGGUCACACUUCCCCCGGGAAAGAGGACCAACCUGCGCAAGACUGGCUCUGAACGCAUCGACCACAGCAUGAGGGUGAAGUUUAACCCACUGGCUCUGCUGCUGGACUCUUCUCUGGAGGGAGAGUUUGACCUGGUCCAGAGGAUCAUCUACGAAGUGGAGGAUCCCAGUCUGCCCAACGACGAAGGCAUCACAGCGCUCCACAACGCAGUCUGCGCUGGACACACGGAGAUCGUCAAGUUUCUGGUUCAGUUUGGUGUCAAUGUCAAUGCUGCGGACAGUGACGGCUGGACACCUCUUCACUGUGCUGCGUCCUGCAACAAUGUGCAAGUGUGCAAGUUCCUGGUGGAGUCUGGUGCUGCAGUGUUCGCCAUGACCUACAGUGACAUGCAGACAGCAGCUGAUAAAUGUGAAGAGAUGGAGGAGGGCUACACCCAGUGCUCUCAGUUCCUCUACGGUGUUCAAGAGAAGAUGGGCAUCAUGAACAGAGGCGUGGUGUACGGUCUGUGGGAUUACACUGGUGAAAACCCAGACGAGCUGUCAUUCGACGAGGGGGAGUGCAUGACCAUCGUCCGCAGAGAAGACGACGACGAGAUCGAGUGGUGGUGGGCGCGCAUGGGCGACACGGAGGGCUACAUUCCCCGCAACCUCCUCGGGCUCUAUCCCAGAAUAAAGCCAAGACAGAGGAGUCUGGCUUAAAACACAAUGAUGUCUGCACAUUCCAGUCUGCCAGCACCUCCCAAUAUACACACACACACACACUGAAGGACACUGAUGAAAUGAAGAGAUAAGGACAGACCAAAUAAUAUGAAGGAUCAUCUAUGAGCUCUAUCUCUGGCACUUUUCUGUACCUACAACAGAAGGAUUUUCUCGCUUUACAUUUUCUAGGCCACACUGUGUGUACUUUAUUCUUACGCCGCUAAAGGCAUCGUUUUUUUCUUUUCUUUUCUUCCACUGUUUUUGUAAUAAGCGUCUGAAUUACCCGUCUACUGGACCUCAAGACAUUUGGGAUGUAAAUGGAACAAGCAGUAUUUUUAUCCAGAGAUAAAGUGAUAUUUUUUACACUUGUGAAUGAACUAUUCAUUAUUUUCUAACAUGCGUGAGAGCUCUACAUUGUUUGAGGUGUGUGAGUGGAUGAUGAUGAUGGUGACGUCUUAGAAACGUUGCCAUGACAAUCUGUGUGGGUGUUGUUUGUCGUCACCACGCCUCCUGUAAAUACCUGCAGUAGUGGAGUUUCAGCUGUGAAAUAAAUGGAAAAUGAAACAGAUCGGUGGGGAUGAUGACGCAUUUGAUUCAUCGCUGUCUCGUCUCCUGUAUCGGCACGCGUUUGAGAUGCCGUAACAUACUGUGUAUACAUGAAUUUCUGUCACAUCUGUCUAUCUGUUCAUCUAGAAAUAUUUUUUACUGUAGUGAUCAUAUUGUUGUGAGAAUGACGACUCUUAAGAGGCCGUGAAGGAGAUGCCAUGCAGUAUGUUUGUUUUUCAUUGUAGCCAUUCCAUGACCAUGCAGUGUGAGGUCACAAAGGUAAGACCUUCCACCGGAAAACCUGGAUUUAAAAAAAGAAAGAAAAAGGACUUCAUUCUCUCAAACAUUCCCAAAACACAACGUAUCACAUAUCUCUGUCAAAGCAGAUGUAUUUAUUUUUAUUUUUUCUUUAGCUAUUUUUUUUUUAUUAUAAUCACAAAUGUACUGUAGUGUUUCAAGCAUUUACAAUAAAAUACUUUGUACUUAG